This is a messenger RNA of Pieris macdunnoughi, 11799 nucleotides long. NCBI's taxonomy places the organism in Eukaryota, Metazoa, Arthropoda, Insecta, Lepidoptera, Pieridae. The record is from the annotation of a GenBank genome assembly.
AUGUGGUGGACCGUAUGGGAGGGUAGUGCCAGCGCAACACGUGGCGGACGUAUUGAAACAGCGUAUAUGGACGGUGAGCGACGCCGUGUAAUAAUAGAUACUGACCUCCACUGGCCUAACGGAUUGGUGUACGAUGUCAAUACUCAAUUUCUUUAUUGGUGCGACACUUACUUGAAUAAGAUCGAACGCGUGCGCGUAGCCAACUCAGGUGACGUGGUUACGGGGACAGCUCGCGAAUUGUUAGCAGUGAAUUCGGCUAGACUGCCGCUGUCAAAACCCUAUGGCCUUGCUUUGCGAUCAGGCGAAGUGAUAUGGAGCGAGCACGGCACUGGACUAGUACGUAAGCUGCGCGGCAACGGCGCGAUUACUGUACGAGCUUUCCCGCCACCUCUGUAUGACAUACGCUUUGUAUCAAAUACCACUAGAACCGGAUCCAAUGCGUGUACGCACAACAAUGGAGGUUGUUUAGAGCUAUGCCUGGCCCAGAAGGACGAACAUACGUGCGCGUGCGGAACCGGACGCGUGCUCGCCGCGGACGGACGUACGUGCGUGGCCACGCCUCAUGAUACAGCACAUGUUUGUCCCCCUAAACAUUUUCAUUGCGGCCGAGGACGAUGUAUCGACGGAUCACUUGUGUGCGACGGCGACGCGGACUGUCCAAACGGAUCGGAUGAAAACGCUUCGCCUACCGGACCCUGUGCAAACAUGACCUGCGACGCCGAGCAUUAUAUGCAGUGCGAUGCGAACCGUUGCAUACCUAAAGGUUGGAUCUGCGAUGGAUUUAAAGAUUGUCGUGAUGGGUCUGACGAAAGCGGUGCAUGGUGCGCGCGCGUUGAAUGCGGUGCCGCGCAGUUCGCGUGCGCACGUUCGAGACGUUGUCUCCCUGCCACUUGGCGGUGUGAUGGCGCACCAGAUUGUGGCCCACAAGAUCGCAGUGACGAGCAAAAUUGCGAAUCCGUGGAAUGUUCAAGCGUAAUGUUCAAAUGUACGAAUGGGGCGUGUGUGCCAUGGGAGUACUACUGCGAUGGACACGCAGAUUGCGCAGACGCAUCUGAUGAGGUAGCCUGUCGUGGACCAGCACGCCACACGACGACCACGACCGCUACGCCCGCACGACGCAGGGGUCACACGGGCCAAGAAGAUCGCGGGGGCCUAUGUGAGCCCCAUGAGUUCCAGUGUAAUAAUGGAGAGUGUAUUCGACAGGAGUUUAGAUGUGAUGCUCGCGUAGAUUGCCUCGAUGGCUCUGAUGAAGCGGGUUGCGGGGGGAUGUCUACACCCGCUCCAGUAGUGACUACAACCUCGGUUACCAUGGCAACCCCGGUAGAUGAUUGCGUUUGGCCGGCUCUGCGAUGCGAUAAUGGAACUAGAUGUGUGCCGCUCUUACAAUUGUGUGAUGAUGCUACCGAUUGCGCUGAUGGUGCUGAUGAAGCUGAUCGAUGCGGAGAACCAAUGUGUGUGGCGAACGGCCCGUGUUCCCAUACCUGUCAGCCAACACCCAGUGGGCCUGCUUGUACGUGUCCACCUCACUUGCACUUACAACGUGACCGACGGACAUGUGCGCCUAACCACUUGUGCGAAGAGUGGGGCGUUUGCAGUCAGACGUGUCAGCCGCAGAAGAACAGAUACCGCUGUACCUGCUAUGAGGGAUAUCGGCUAGCUGAUGAUGGAUUUACGUGUAAAAGUACAGAGAGCACCAGCGCUAUGUUAGUCUUCAGCAACAGGCACGAACUGCGCGCGGUAGAACUUGGCUCUUUAGCCUCACGCGCGCUAGUCUCUGCUCUAAAGAACACUAUAGCCCUCGAUUGGCGACUGGCGGGACCAGAACGAAGGGUUCAGCUUUUCUGGACGGACGCGGUUGACGAUACUAUAUACAGGGGAACUAUAGUUGACAAUGCACUUGGAGACAUCACACCAGUAGUUCAGAGGGGUUUGUUGACGGCUGAAGGGUUAGCUGUGGACUGGGUGGCUGGUAAUUUGUACUGGGUGGAAAGCGGUCUCCAUCAAAUAGAAGUGUCAAGAGCUGAUGGCCAGCAUCGACGGACUCUGCUCGCCGGUGAUAUGGAUAGCCCCAGAGCUAUUGCGCUCGAUCCUACUAAGGGUUUUCUCUUCUGGAGCGAUUGGGAACAAAGUGCGCCGCGAAUCGAACGUGCAACACUAGCCGGACGCGAUCGUAAACGUAUAGUACGCGUCGAAUCAACGGGCGAGGGCGCAUGGCUUAACGGAAUCGCUCUAGACCACCGUGCAGAGAGACUUUAUUGGAUCGACGCACGCUCAGAUUCCAUACAUACGGUUACGUACGCGGGCGAGGACAUACGCGAAGUGUUACGCGGGCACGGGGCCUUGUCACACCCAUUUGCGGUCACCGUGUUUGAAUCGCACGUGUAUUGGACUGAUUGGCGAAGUAACAGCGUCGUGCGUGCCAAUAAGUGGAACGGGUCUGAUGUUACCGUCGUACAGCGGACUCUAACUCAGCCUUUUGACCUUAAGGUGAUUCACCCCAGUAGGCAGCCGGCUAAUCUCAUCAAUCCAUGCGGCGUCAACAACGGGAAUUGCUCUCACCUUUGUCUCAUAGAUACACCCGAACAACGCGUCUGCGCAUGUCCGCACUUAAUGAGGCUUACUGCUGACAAUCUUACUUGUGAAGCGGAAAAACAACUAUUGCUGGUAGGCGUGAGCGGGGCUGUACGCGGUCUUGCUCUAGCAGGCGCCUUAGCACAAGUAGCGCCCACAUUGGCUGGGCCGCAAUUAACCACGCCCGCAUCUCUACAAGUUUUCACUCCCGAACACGCCGUGUACUGGGCAGACACAGAUACAAAUGAGAUUAAAAGAGCCGACGUGCGAGGCGGUAACGUCGUUGUUAUCGCCGAUAGUGGGGUAUCACAGCCGCGUGCACUUGCAGUACAAUGGUCAGCGCGGAUUUUGUACCUAUGCGCACGUAACACGCUCGCUGUGGCCGGUCUACGUGGUGAGCGACUUACGCCUUUAUACGCUGAACAGUUUAACGUAAGUGCCCUAGCAGCGCACCCGCACACGGGCGACAUCUAUUGGGCGGCGCAGGCUAACGGAGGUGAACGUAUCGAGAGCGCAAGGGGUGAUGGCAGCCAGCGUCGUGUGUUGAUCGACUCUAACAACGAUGCCCACCUCGCAGGCGUUACGAGUAUGACCCUAGAUGUUGAUAAGGAUUUAUUGUAUUGGGUGAACACAGCAUCAGCCAGUAUUCAGUAUUUGGAUCUAAAAACAAACAAGGCGACUACGUUAGCGCUACCGAUGGGUGCACGUCCAACUGCCGUAGAGGUGUACGCGGGCGAAAUCAUUUGGGCGGAUUCGGCUACGGGCGCACUUAUAGCCUGUGCCCAACGAGAUUGUGCAAAAUUACGUAUACUCCGGAAUAAUACUGAUGGCGUGAUAUCACUGCGCGUAUACGAUGCGAGUGCGCAAAAUAUAAGCUCCAAAAGCGCGUGCGCGAAUCGUGGACCAAAAGAACAAUGUGCGCACUUGUGUUUGCCCGUGUCGCGUACUAAAUCAGUAUGUCGCUGCGCUCUGGGAUAUCGCCAGAACGGAACUACUUGUACACCUAUCGAACCUGCAUUAAUUUACUCACUAAGCUGGGAACUACGAGGUGUUUCCCUGACGGGUUCAGUUGAAGAUGCCCUGACGCCUCUGCCACAGGUCACUUCCGCCGCCGCUAUCGACUAUUACGCUAAGGAGGAGUGGUUAUAUUGGGCGGACCCAGAAGCAGGAGCGGUGUGGCGAGUCCAACGAGAUGGUUCCAAACGCCAGAGGGUACUUCAGCAGGCGGAAGGAGGGAAUGAAGAAGGGGGAGACUCUUUAGCGGCGCUGGCCGUGGAUUGGUUAGCGGGGAACUUGUAUUGGAGUGACCCAGCACGAGCGCUUUUAAUGGUUGCCCGGCUUGAUGGGUCACAUCGAUAUGUAUUGAAGGAUACGGACCCAUUUGUUGCUACUACCUUGGCGGUUGACGCGGCACGUGGCUGGCUUUUCAUGUCGGGAGGAGGGUGGAUACAACGGGCCAGACCUGACGCAUCAGAUCCCGCUUUGCUGUACAAUGGGACCGCCGUUGCUCAUAUUGCAAUUGAUACUGAGAACGAGAUGGUAUACUGGGUGGAAUGGUGGGAUGAACCGUCAGUAUGGUGCGUACCAUAUUCUGGUGGUGUUCGACGCAGAGUAUGGCGUGGUGCACCUCUUCAUCGACCAGUCGCUAUAGCAGUUACUGCUGGACAUCUGUACUGGCUUGACACGACGUUAGCUCACGGUAGCGCUGCGCGAGCGCCGAUCUCCAAUUUGAAGAAUUACACUUUGCUAGUUGACAAUGUUGGAGACAGUCUCAAAGAUCUUGUGAUUUGGUCAAGUGCGAACCAAAGCGUAUCGAGUAGUACAAAUGGAUGCGCAAUGUCAUCUGGUUACGGUGGUUGCGAGGCGCUUUGUCUAUGGGACGGAUCACGGGCCCGUUGUGCGUGUCCGCACGGAGAUCUGGCCUCAGACAAUAAGACGUGCAAGCCGUAUUCGUCAUUUAUAAUGUACGCACGCGUGUCCAAGAUAGACAGCAUACACCUUCAGGAUGAGAACAAUCUUAAUUCGCCCUAUCCACCUAUUGAAAACAAGACUCUCAUGCGAAAUUCGAUCGCUUUGGCGUACGAGUAUGAAACGCAAACUUUGCUAUAUUCCGACAUACAACGCGGCUCUAUCAAUAUUGUCCAUUUCAACGGUUCCGGACAUUCAGUAUUGCUUGACAAAUGUGGAGCUGUAGAAGGCAUGGUAGUAUCAUUGACGACGGGUACGUUGUAUUGGACGUGCGCGUCGUGCGGGGCGAUACGCUCAGCGCAGUUGGCAGAAUUAAGAAAGGCUGCACCAGCACAUCGACCUGCCCUUGUACGCACACUGCUACAGUUGACGACCGCUGAUCGACCACGAGCUAUUGAUUACGAUCCUUGCGAACACCGUGUGUACUGGACAAACUGGAACGAAAAGCGUCCGCGUAUUUCUCGCGUGCAUUCAACCGGCCGUGGCGCAUCUGACGUCAUAACGACGGACAUACUGAUGCCCAACGCGCUCGCACUCGAACACGACGCACGCUUACUCUAUUGGGCCGAUGCACGUUUAGAUAAGAUUGAACGCGCCAGAUAUGAUGGAUCGCAUCGACGGAUAGUGACACGCGCCCGUAGCGAACACCCGUACGCUAUAGCAGUGGGGGGAGGAUACGUGUUUUGGACAGAUUGGGUGUCACGCAGCGUGUUAAGGGCGGACAGACGGUCCGGAGUUGCACGUACGCUACGUCGUGACCUGCCAAGACCUUGUGGGAUAGUGCUCAUAGCUCCCAAUCACCAUCAAUGUUCAUUAGACCCAUGCGCAGUAAUGAAUGGUGGAUGCGCAGAGCUUUGUGAGAUAUCAGCUAAUGGGCACGCUACGUGCGCGUGCGAAAACGGUCGCGUACUUGCACGCGAUGGACGUGCGUGUCAUCCUGCUCUUGACGUCUGCCCACACGAUAUGUUUGCUUGUGCUGAAGGUGCCUGCCUGCCUGCUCAACUUGUGUGCGAUGGCGUUAACCAUUGCAGCCCCGAUGCUGAUGCUAGCGAUGAAGAUAUUUACUAUUGCACAUCCCGUACGUGUCCCGAGGACACAAUGUCAUGUGGGGCAGGUGGACGGUGUGUUCCUGCGUCACGUGUUUGCGAUGGCCAUGCAGAUUGUGAUGACGCAGCCGACGAACGGGACUGCGACUGCGCCUCUGAUCAGUACAAAUGCGCUGAUGGUGCGUGCGUAUCUGCAUCUGCACGUUGCGACGGUGCUGCACAAUGCGCGGAUGGAUCAGACGAAGCCGGCUGCGGAGCUGACACCUGUCGAUCUGGCUCCUUGCGCUGCCUUUCUGGCAGCACCUGCUAUCCACCUUCAUCCCGAUGCGAUGGCCACUUCGACUGCGCAGAUGAGAGCGAUGAAGCCGAUUGUCCAGCUGGAAGUACAAUAUCCUUCGAAUCAAACCAGGGUUUUGACACCCAGCCGUUGUUGGGGUGCCAUUCAGGCCAGCAUCGUUGUGGCGGUGCGGGGGCCGUGGAGUGUAUUCCCCUUGCCUGGUUGUGUGAUGGACGUCUGGACUGUACUGAUGGAUCAGAUGAGGCUUCACAUUGCAGAAGCCGUAACGUAACUUCAGAAUGUGUUGGUGGACGCUGCGCAUGCGCACCGGGCUCCUUCCGCUGCGCACAUUCCGCUGUCUGUCUGCUAGCCAGUUUAUACUGCGAUGGAGAUGCGGAUUGCGAAGACGGAUCAGAUGAGCCUCCGGGUUGUUCAGCUCGUUCAACUCCCGUCUCGGGUACUCCAGACCCAUUGGGUACACCAGAUCCGAUAAAUGGCACAGAUAACGUAACAGAAUCAGAAGCGAUUCUUAUGUGUGUGGAACCAGGCGCUAUUUACUGUUCAGGCCGGUGUGUCCCACCCGCAUUGCAAUGUGAUGGGCGGGAUCACUGUCUCGACAGCGGUGGAUCCGGAGCUGGCUCUGAUGAAGAUCCGGUUAUGUGUUCAUCAUACGCUCGAGAAUUCGGUUCCGAGGCAGAAGCGGCGGUAUCACGCGGGACGUGCGGCCGCGGCGAGUGGCGAUGUGGGAAUGGCGCGUGUGUUCUGCAAACCGCACUUUGUGACGGCCUGGACUCGUGCGGAGAUUUUACGGACGAAACACAUUGUAAUAUAGAUGAGUGCCAAGUGGGCAAUGGUGGAUGCGCUCACAACUGUUCGGAGCUAACCGUCGGCCGGGCCUGUUGGUGUCAGCCAGGGUGGAGGAGAAGCGGAGCAGGGGGAGCCGAAUGUCAGGAUGUGAACGAGUGCGCUGAGGAUGAACCCUGCGAACAUCGCUGCAGAAAUUCCAUCGGAAGUUUCAAAUGCUCCUGCACGGCAGGCUAUCGCCUUAUGGAAGAUGGUGUCAGCUGCAUUCCUAUAUCAUCGACAAAGGCGACCCUGAUCUUCACGAACCGGUACUACAUCCGCCGUACGGCCCUCCGCUUGGACAACGACGUAAGCGAGGCCAGCACAUCACUACUCGUGCAUAACCUUACGAACGCUGUUGCCCUGGACGCGUUAUGGGUACGUGGCUGUCUCUACUGGAGCGAUGUGACCCGCCUCGGAAGUUCUAUUAAACGCGUCUGUCGACCUGCUGCCAUACACACUCCUCUAACACCGUUGUUUUACCCUGCACCUACACUGCCAACUCCGUUACGCCCGGACGAGUAUUCCGUGGUAGCCGGUGCGACGCUCCAAAAUCCGGAUGGAUUGGCCGUCGAUUGGGUCGCGGGAAACGUAUACUGGUGCGAUAAGGGAACGGACACGAUCGAAGCGGCAAAGUUGAAUGGACUACACCGGCGUGUAAUUAUCCGCAGUGGAUUGCGUGAGCCGCGGGCGUUGGCUCUACAUCCAGCUGUUGGCCGCUUGUACUGGUCCGACUGGGGCAGUGAGCCACACAUUGGCCGGGCUGGAAUGGACGGCUCGCAGCGUAAAAUUAUCAUUUCAACGAACCUCGGCUGGCCCAAUGCCCUCACCGUGUCUUACGCCUCUAAAGAGCUCUACUUUGCUGAUGCGCGUGAAGAUUACAUUGCAGUCGCUGACCUGGAUGGAAACCAUGUUAGGAUACUGCUCUCUCGAGAUCGUAUGCCAUGGCUUCGUCUCCAUCACGUUUUCGCGAUAGCGGCGUGGGCAGGCCGCGUGUACUGGAGUGACUGGGAGACACGGGCUAUUGAAAGUUGCCGCCGUAGACCUGACAUGAACUACAAUGAAACGGGAGACCAACCGGCGUGGCGUGGAGGUGCUUGGCGAUGCCGCACUGAAGCGCGUGCCGUUCACAAACCCAUGGACUUGCGAGUGCUGCAUCCGGCACGUCAACCACUAUCACCCGAAUUGACCGUGGCGUGUGAGCGACUCAACUGUUCCGGCUUAUGUCUUCUGAGUCCAGCUGAAAAGGACUACGAAGGGGCAGUGGCCCGCUGUGCCUGUCCCGAGCACUGGGCGCUAGAAGCGGAUGGACGCUCUUGUCGACCUAAUUGUACCUCCGCGCACUUUGUGUGUGCGAAGGCACUCAAGUGCAUCCCUUUCUGGUGGAAAUGUGAUACGCAGGACGAUUGCGGCGAUGGAUCAGAUGAACCCGAUUCGUGCCCGGCGUUCCGAUGUUCGCCCGGCCAGUUCCAAUGCACUAACGGGCGUUGCGUGCACCCUGCACACAUCUGUGACGGUGUGCAACAGUGUGGCGACGGAUCCGACGAAACCGACUGCGACCGUUUCACCUGCCUCGCCUCGCAGUGGCAGUGUCGAGGAAACCGAACCGCCGGUGUGACCGCCCGCUGCGUUCCCGCCGCCGCUCGAUGCGACGGUCGCCCCGACUGCCCGGACGGAGACGACGAGCUCGAAUGUCCGCCUCGCACUUGCCCGCCGCAGCACUUCACGUGCGGCAACGGAGCUUGCGUGCCUCUCGUGUGGCUAUGCGAUCAAGACUCUGACUGCGAAGACCGGUCGGACGAAGGUGCCGUGUGCGAAGCCCGACAGUGCGGCCGGGCCGAGUUCCGCUGCACGUCCGGGCGAUGCAUCCCGCGCGAGUGGCUCUGCGAUGGCGAACCCGAUUGUCCAGCGCGCGAGGACGAAAGCGAGUGCCCGGCCCGGGCCGCCUGCGACGCCACCUACUUCCGCUGCGGGGACGGCCGAUGUGUCCCGGGUCGCUGGCGCUGCGAUUUCGAGGAGGACUGCGCGGACGGUUCCGACGAACGGGAGUGCGUGCCACGCGCGUGCAGCGAGUCGGAGUUCCGCUGCAAUAACGGAGAAUGCAUUCGUGGCGCGCUCCGCUGCUCGGGGGCGCCGGAUUGUAGCUCGGGUGAGGACGAAGCGGGUUGUGCUCCGCGAUGUGGUGAAGGUGCUCGGGCAUGCCCCACCGGGGGCGAGUGUCUGCCUGCCGAAUGGUGGUGUGAUGGCGAACCCGAUUGUCCCGACGGAGCCGACGAAGCAGGCUGCAACGCGUCGGUAGGAGCGGACGUAGGCCGGUGCGGGGCUCGUUUGACGUGCGGAUCGCGGUGUGUGCCCGCAGCGUGGCGCUGUGACGGACGCCGGGACUGCCCCGACGGCAGCGAUGAACGGCCUGAGCUCUGCGCCAAUACGGCCUGCACCCCUCCAAUGAUCAGAUGCGGUGACAACACUUGUGUACCUCCUAAUCUGCUUUGUGACGGAAAAUCUGAUUGCGCCGACGGUUUUGAUGAAGAUAAACUCUGUCGUACGUUGGACGCGCAGCUUUGUGAUGAGGAUAGCUUCCUUUGCGAGGAUGGCCGUUGUGUCGCCACAGACGAAACCUGUAACCCAGAUCGCGGGGACUGUACAUGGCGCUCGUGUUCGCAGCUGUGUAUGCACAAACACGCACACAACCACACUUGCAAGUGCGCCUACGGCUACCGACAACGAAUACUGGCCGAUAAGACUGUAACUUGUGAGGCGCAAGGUGAAGCAGCAAGAGUCGCAGUGUGGUCACGCGGUCGUUUACGUGUGUGGGAUUUACACAAACACGAACCGCAUUACGACACACCGCACACAAACAACGAAACCGUGCUCGUGACUUGUGUGACAGCUGCCGCCGUGGAAGGCGUUUGGUGGGCCUGGUGGGGGGACAAUAAGGGUCGCGUGCGCCGGUUACGCUUGGGGUCAUUACAACCGGCCGGGCCGGGUCACGAUCCAUUACUUCCGUGGCCGGACACACCAGCCGACGGCUCGGAGAGCGAGACUGUAGCUACUAUAACCGGUGAAGUCCGCGGUGUGGCCAUAGAUGUUGUUUCUGGACGAGUUUUCUGGACGGCAGUAGAUGGCUCGCGGGGUGCCGUGGCUAGCUCUGCUUUGGAUGGCCGUCGCCGUGUCACACUAUGGGCACAACGUGGGGCGGAGCCUGAUGAUAUUGUCGUUUCAGCUGAUACUGCGGAAAUGUUCUGGUCAGACCGCGGUGCGGAGCCCGGCGUAUACUGUGCAGCCUUGUGGGGUGGGGACGUCCGCCGCAUUGUACGGGCACGUGUCCGUCGCGUCACCGCUCUAGCACUAGACGCCCCCGCCGCCCGACUCUACUUCCUUGACCCAUACAGAGGUGCACUCGAAAGUGUAGCUCUCGAUGGCUCAGAUCGCGCGUUACACUAUUGGUUCCGGCCUCAUGACGCCUCGACACCUGCAGAUCCCAAUGACGCUGUUGUAUUGGAACGAGGAUGUGCGCGACUUGCGAUUUGGGAAGAAUCAGUCUGGUGCGCUGGAGCAAAAGGGCUUGCAGCUUUACCGCGCCGUCCCGCGCCAGGGUCGCGUCUUUCACCACUCUAUAGACAUCGAGCCCCAGUUUCAGCCCUCACUAUUCUGCACCCGCUCGUCCAAUCGCCCCGUGUUGUGAGUGACACGUGCGUAUUGGUUGGAGAGUCCGCGUGUCACGAGAGCGCGGAAUGCGUGCGAGGGCCACGAGGCGCGGCGGCCGCUUGUCUCUGCCCGGACGGCUUACAGCCCACAUCGAGCGCUCCAGACAAGCAGCGCCAAUGCGUAAUAUCAGCCAUUGGUACGCGGAGGAAUGAUACGUGCCCGCGUUCGUGCGGACCGGGCACGUGCGUUACACAGGGCGGGACGGGACGCUGUGUGUGCCCACCAUUAUUUGCAGGGGAACACUGUGAACACUACAGAUGCGCUACGCACUGCAAUCGGCACGGCCGGUGUGAAUUGGACACUGAUAACAACGGAGGAGAGGGAUUGGCCCCGCUCAAAUGUACGUGUUUUGCGGGUUAUGAGGGCUCGCGGUGCGAACAAGUCGUAGACCCGUGUACGUCCCUUCAGUGUGGGGUCGGAGGUGUAUGUGCCCGUGAUUCUCCGCACGAAGCCCAUUGCGCCUGUGCACCGGGAUACACAGGUGCGCGUUGCGAGCACUGUCUGGAUAUGGGAUACGAAGAUUGCCUCUGCCAGGGAAAAUGUCUAAAUAGGGGUGUAUGCCACGUGUUAGAAGGCGCAUGGAUGUGCUCCUGUGUGGACGAAUGGCGCGGUGAGAGAUGCGAAAUACCUUUGAGGGACCACGAUCACGACGUCACUUAUGACCACGACUCGAGGACUGACCACCGCAACAACGCUAUUGGGGGCGACGAUCAUGACUUCAAACCACAUAAAGCUGCAGGUACAGCGUGGUGUCACGGUGGAUGCCUGCAUGGUGGCCGCUGCGUGUCGAUUUCUGGAGGGCCAAGUGUGGGUGCGAGCGAGUCAUGGGCGUGUGCGUGUACGGGCGCGUGGGGCGGUCCCGCCUGCGGACAGUACGUUGGACACGAUCACGCGUGUUUAGCGCUCGCUUGCCCCCCACCUGCCGUUUGUGUGUGGAGACCUACAGAUAAUAUAUCAACUGUGGGAGUAGCGUACUGCGCAUGUUUAGCCGGCGCGAGUUGUACUCGUCCAGGUUCUGCAGACACGACGAGCCCCGUGGGGGGACUGGCUUCAGGCUCAGAUGCAUCUGCAUGGGUCGCUGGCCUAUUUGCCCUACUCGUUAUAGUUGGAGUGCUUCUUCUAGCGAUGUUCCUUAUCAAUAGGAGAAGAAAUGGCGCGUUCGUACACGCGCGUCUCUCAGACAAUGUGGAGAUCAAUAACCCGAUGUAUUUAGCGGGUGAGGAGGAGCGCACAGACAGACAUACACACAGCACACGGAACCACUUUGCCAACCCCGUAUAUGAAACUAUGUAUGAGCCGCAUCAGAUCCCAUUGGAGGAAGAUGCAACGUUGCUAGAACGCGCCGAUGGAUCUCCGCCGCCCGCAGAGGGCGCUGCGUUACUCUGA